ACUCAGUACUCGUUCGGAUCUUUGACAAACUGGACGUGUCCCUCAGAAGCGCGACUAGAUUAUUAUUACUUCUACUACUACUGCUACUACUACUCAUUGAAGUGUGUCGUUAUUAGAUUGUUUGCUAAAUCUCAAUUAACACGUCUCCCAUCUCUAAGCUAAAUCUCAAGUGCAAUGUGGUGUGCAUCAGUUCAGAUCCAGUGAAUUCCCUUUUAACGAUUGUCCUCACUGACACCAAGAAGAGCCCAAAGCGAUCUUCAUGAUGUCCGCCCUGGAAAACCCUGCCUCUAUGGUCUCAGCUUGGCAUGAUCCUUGGAAUCCGGCCUCCAAUGGGGGAUCCGUUUUACCACCUAUGCACCAUGUGCAUAACAUGGACUUCUACGCCCAUACCAGUCUCCACCAAGCCACACCCCCACCUCUCAUUCACAAGGAUAGCUUGUCGGGGAGCAACCCUAGCUCCUUGAUGAACACCUCUUCGGACUCCAGUAACGCCUCAACAUCAGGCGGAUCUGCCGGAAACGGCUCUUCGUGCCAACAAACGAACAAGAACAAUAACGUUCGAUCCGGUACCAAAGGCCGAGUAAACUUUAAGUUGGAAAUCAAACAUGAGCCUGAAGAAGGCAGUGUAGUCAAUGGGAUGCAAAAAGUGCCCUCCAUUAGUGAUCUCUCUGACCAGGAAUCCAGCAUAGACAUGCCACAACAGGUCCCUCCACUCACCCCCAGUACAAACAAAAAGGUGAAUGAGGUGCUCAAGACAACGUACGCGUCUUGGGACAAGGAUUCAGAGCGGUUAGCUGUCCCUCGAGAUCCCAAGAUGUGGAGCAAGGACCAUGUGGGACAUUGGCUCUCGUGGGCAAUCCGAGAAUUCUCCCUAGCAGGUCCGAACUCAUCGCAUUUUGCUCAGCAAUUCCAAAUGACCGGCCGCGAGGUGUGCUCUCUCUCCAAGGAGGAGUUCUUGGCUCGAGCCCCGCCAUUCAUGGGUGAUAUUCUGUGGGCUCACCUCGAGAUCUUGCAAAAAGACGUGGAGAAGGAUCGGGAGAACAUUGAAAACGUCCCAUCGAACUUCUCCGAGGCAUACACUGUCCCCACCUCCACCACCAGUGAAAAUGGCAACUAUGCAUCCCAACAGCAGCAGCAACAACAACAACAACAACAACAGCAACAUUCACAGCAACAACAUCAACAACAGCAACAUCAUCAACAACAGCAACAACAAAUGAAUCAACAACAACACCACAACAAUAUGGUACAAGCUCAACAGCAGCAACAACAACAGCAGCAACAGCAACAACAUCACCAGAGGACCUAUACUCAAUUGGAAAGCCCGCCCCAACCACAACACCAAGUCCAUCCUCAGUCCGUAGUCAACCCCUCGUCAACUAGUGCAAUGUCAAUCAACGGCAACCGUCUUCUCUACACUAGCAAUUCGCCUCCGUGUGCUCCGUCCCAUCAUCAAAGAACAAUGCCACCCAGCUCAGGUUACGCCGUGGACCCCAAUUUUAUUCCUUACAACGGGUCCACGGCUGGAUCUACCGUGGACACGAGCAGUGAAUAUAGUUACCAUGGUGGUAUGGACAGUGGCGUGCACAAGUACAGUAGCCAGCCCAUGGUUGGUGGUCGAGUCCCGUCCUACCACGGUGGCUAUGGCGACCAAUUCAGUGAUUGGAAUUCAGUGAAUGUGACUGGAUACCCACCGAUCUCAUCCCAGCAUGACUCUUGGCACCAGCCUCCGGAUUUCCAUCCCGCCGUUUCGUCCGUGGGCAUUCCGGGGAUGCACCAUCACCCAGCUUUUCUACAGAGCACUACAGCCCGAGAGCCGACUCCACCUGGCAUUCCCCAACCUCAAAUCACGUCUCUCUCUGGAAACGGGGAUGUCAUUAGUCAAAAACCUCUCAUCCCGGCUGCCAUGCUCACCUCCUACGGUGCCAAUCCCUCGGGUGGACCGUCCGGACCGUGUUUCACCGGAUCCGGACCCAUCCAACUGUGGCAGUUCCUCUUGGAGCUCCUCACCGACAAAAACUGUCAGCAUUUCAUAUCUUGGACCGGCGAUGGCUGGGAGUUCAAGAUGACCGAUCCCGAUGAGGUGGCUCGUCGAUGGGGAAUCCGGAAAAACAAGCCAAAGAUGAACUACGAGAAGCUCUCUCGCGGGUUGAGGUAUUACUACGACAAGAACAUCAUUUUAAAAACAGCCGGUAAACGCUACGUCUACCGCUUUGUCUGUGAUCUACAAGGGCUUCUGGGCUACAGCCCCGAGGAAAUCCACCAGAUGGUUGACCUCAAAAUGGAAAAGAAAGAGGAAGACUAAAGAACAGCGGAACCCACACUCACUCACUCUCACACACACACACACACCCAAACACCCGAAAUCGGCUGUUUAUUCAUCCCGAGUCAACCUCCUUGGCUCCUUGGCUCCUCAGCCCUUCAUUGUUUUGAUUGUUGACUGCUGACCUCGCUACAAACAAGAGCGGAGAAACGGCCCAAGAAGAAGACAUCGUCGUCGUUGUUGUCGUCGGUCAGAAUCUCGCUUCCCGCUCGUAUCAUGGAUCUCAAGUAACUCGCUUUUUUGUGCGACGAAAGCCGUUCUAGCGCAACAGUAACUCCUCGAACCGAAUCUGCAGCAGCAGCAACAAUUAUCAUUUUUAUUAUUAGUCCAUUGAUUGACUAUUUUUGUCGAGUACAGAGAGUACACAAACUUGAGACUUGUUCUUGUCGCGACGUCGUACCUGGUGUUAAACAGAGUAAAAGUUUGUUCGUAAAUGUGUGAGCGUAUGUGCAUUUGAAAGCGAAUUACCCAUGGCAUUCCGGGUCACUUCAGAGUACCCUCGAACCCCCGAACCCCCCCAAAAACCGAUCGAUUCCACGUGAGAAAAAACCAACAAACAAAGUUAUUCAAAAGACUGUGAUGACAUCCCCAAACUAUUGGCAAUUUGACGUAAACCUGCAUUUUUAGAUCUUAGAACAGCCCUGCAUCCGACAGCUAAACACGUUUCAUGGUAUAAGAAGUAAUAAUAGUAGUCACAAUGCUGAUGAUGUUGCUGAUGAUGAUAAGUCAACCACCCAUUGUUUUGCUAUUGUGAUGAAGAAGCAUAUCCCUCCUACUAACCGCUGAUUUUCCCUCUUCUCGAUAUUCCUGUAGUAGUUAACUAUUUCUCUGUCCUUCCCAAAAUUCAUCUUUUUUUCCCUUCGUUUUCUCAAGAACACAAGUUCUUGAAUUUGCAGCGCAUACCAAAUCUACUAGUUUUGUACAUAGCGACAGUGAUGAUCAUCAAUAUUCUGGUUGCCAUCCAUUCUCAUUCAAUUGUUUGGGCAUUUUCUAUCAAAACACAACCUAUCCUCCAACCACGGACGACAUCACUCAAGUAAACCAUAUGCAAAAGAACCUUCUUGUUUAUUAUUAGUGGCUGUUAUAUGACACAAAAUCAUCCAGAUCUAUCUUGAAAAUAAAUCUCUAUUUGUGACCAAACUUUCCGGGA
This is a messenger RNA of Tigriopus californicus, 3473 nucleotides long. Its product is annotated as ETS-like protein pointed. Gene Ontology annotation, biological process: cell differentiation; regulation of transcription by RNA polymerase II. The record is from RefSeq and is a predicted model, not a curated record. Lineage: Eukaryota; Metazoa; Arthropoda; Copepoda; Harpacticoida; Harpacticidae. The transcript is spliced from 4 exons. Gene Ontology annotation, cellular component: nucleus. Bases 260 to 2305 code for a protein of 681 amino acids. Gene Ontology annotation, molecular function: DNA-binding transcription factor activity, RNA polymerase II-specific; sequence-specific DNA binding.